This is a messenger RNA of Thermothelomyces thermophilus ATCC 42464, 1443 nucleotides long. RefSeq lists its product as uncharacterized. The transcript is spliced from 2 exons. NCBI's taxonomy places the organism in Eukaryota, Fungi, Ascomycota, Sordariomycetes, Sordariales, Chaetomiaceae. The coding region runs from base 319 to 1266 and encodes 315 amino acids. The record is from RefSeq and is a predicted model, not a curated record.
UACCCUCUCGGAUUAGGUUGCACCGAUUCCAUGGGGGAAAAAAAAUGACGAGCCCCCCCCGCUUGCGUCUUUUGCGAUCUUGUUAUCUUUGGGGUUAGCCCGCCCCGAAUGGCAUGGUUGACCGCCACGUUGCCGAGCCGAUGAACUGGGUCCAGCACAGGGAUUGGGGAAAAAAUCAACAUUGGCAGUUGAUGCGCCAUGCCGACGGGCUUGCAACACAGGCCGGGCGAGGAGGUAUUUAUUAAGGUCCUCGGAUGCCCUCGCGCAGGGUGGGCUUAGACUGGAACGAUGAAAUAUCCGAACCACCAUGCAGAUAAGAUGUUCCGGCUCAACCUCACGUUCGUCGCAGUCGCAUGGGCUCUGUUGCAAGCCCAUCUCAUAUUAAUAUCAGUAACGAUCCCGCAAGCACACGCCUGGCCAACGCCAACAAAGUGGCUGCCGCACUUCAAAAGCCAGCGGCCUCAGCGCGAUUAUGCACGACGCAAUCUCAAGACCAUCUCGAGCAUCUACAACCUGACUGUCUACCCCAACCAACUUCCCAUCUUCCAGGCCGGUGGCGCGGGCGUCCCCAAUGGCCUCUUCAACAAGAACGUGGUCGGGCGGGUCGACCCGGUAGGCAACUUCACGGAUUUUGAGGAGUCGGUCGAGUACUUCUUUGCCCUGUCUCCACUACCGCAGGGCAACCCGGCGAAGGCAGCCAUUACGGGCUACCAGAUCACCGAGUUCAGCUCGCAGUGCCGCGACGUCGCCGCCUCGGUCGUCUACCUGUACUGCAGCGUCGUGAACCCAGGCUGCGCCGACCACGGCAAGCCACUGCCGCCGCUGAAGCAAGUCGCGUUUUGGCGCUUUGACGAGCACGGCGCAGUGCUCAAGUACGACGCCUGGAUCCCGAAUCUGAACACCUGGGUUGAGUCCACCACAGCCGCCAACGCCGACGACCCACAAUCCCGUGCCUCCGCCAUUGCUCAAAUCUGCGGCGCCACUCAGACGAGGUGCCAGGGCCCCAACGCGCAGUGGAGCAGCGUCGAGGAGUGCAUGACGGCUCUGUCGCAGAAGAGCUACGGCUCGUACGACGAGGCGUGGGGCGACAACAUCGUCUGCCGGAGCAUCCACGUGGUGCUUACGCAGGUGCGACCUGAUGUUCACUGUCCCCACGUCGGGCCGACGGGAGGCGGCAAGUGCGUGGACGAGCCAUAUCCCGCCAACUACUUUUCCGAUAAGGCGCUAUACGGCCAGCCUACGGGCGAAACCUUCAUGUGCGAUUAGACGACGACCAUGACUGACGGAUAACGACCCCUUUAAUGUGUACCUGUGUAUAGACGGCGUGCAUUACGCUCCUUUAAUCAGUAGUAGACUGGAGCUUACGAGUUUACGACGAGACGAGUUAUGACGGGCGGCAUCAGUUUGAGUUCGCGCUUCGACCUCGCUGGACAGCGGCAAUUU